Ochotona princeps (American pika) is the source of this 5762-nucleotide messenger RNA. It is a transcript of the gene ZNF608, whose product is annotated as zinc finger protein 608. Gene Ontology annotation, cellular component: nucleus. Lineage: Eukaryota; Metazoa; Chordata; Mammalia; Lagomorpha; Ochotonidae. The transcript has 9 exons. The coding region runs from base 137 to 4750 and encodes 1537 amino acids. Gene Ontology annotation, biological process: regulation of transcription by RNA polymerase II. The record is from RefSeq and is a predicted model, not a curated record.
AAGAUAAUUUUGGUGGCUUUUUUUUGGGGGGGGUUGUUUUUCCUGCGAAGAGGAAGCCCAGCGGAGCUAAACGAAUGUCCCCUCAUCUCCAAAGGAAAGUUCUCCGGGUGUUUCUGCUUCAGAGCCCGCCUUCAGGAUGUCAGUGAACAACAUUUCGGCUGCAGGCAAAGGUGUGGAUCCAAACGCGGUUGAUACCUAUGACAGUGGCGAUGAUUGGGAAAUCGGGGUUGGGAAUCUGAUCAUUGAUCUGGACGCUGAUUUGGAAAAGGACCGACAGAAAUUUGAGAUGAAUAACUCGGCCGGCACCGCGGGCGGCAGCAACUCCCGGGAUUGCGGCGCUGCGGCCUCUGCUGCCGGGGCCGGGGCCCCCGCCGCCUUAGCCGAAGGCCUGAAAUUUGCUUCUGUGCAGCCCUCGGCUCCCCAGGGGAAUUCGCACAAAGAGACCAGCAAAUCAAAAGUGAAAAGGAGUAAAACUUCUAAGGAUGCCAAUAAAUCUCUGCCUUCUGCUGCCUUGUAUGGGAUUCCCGAGAUCAGCAGCGCUGGCAAGAGGCAGGAAGUCCAAGCGCGCCCUGGAGAGGCGGCUGGCAUGAAUUCAGCGCUGGGUCAGAGCGGCAGCGGCGGCGGUAGUGGUGGCGGCGGCGGCCCCAGCAACAACGGCCCCGGUCCCGGUCCCGGCCCCGGCGUCCCUGCCGCUGCUGCUGCCUCUGCGGCCACCGCGGGCUCGUGCGCCAAGGGCCGGGACGAGAAGCCAGCCAAGAGCCAGGGCAGCCGAGGCGCCAAGCGAGACAAGGAGACGGGCAAAUCCAGGAAGGACAAGCACGAUCUGUUGCAGGGUCACCCGAACGGCGGGGGCGGCCAGGCCCCAUCCGGGGGGCACCUCUAUGGCUUUGGGGCCAAGAGCAAUGCAGGUGGUGCGAGCCCCUUCCACUGCGGGGGUGCUGGGAGUGGUGGUGCCGGCGCUGCCGCCGCCGCCAGCGGGGAAGUUAACAAAAGUGCCACGGAUUCGGGACUCAUGGGAGGAAACUCUGUGUUGGUAAAGAAGGAGGAGGAGGACGACGAGAGCCACAGGAGGAUCAAGAAACUGAAAACCGAGAAGGUUGACUCCCUGUUCACAGUGCCAGCGCCACCACCGCCGAUUGCCAGCAACCUCACGCCUCAGCUUCUGCCUUCCUACUUCCCCCCAUCUUCAUCCAAUAUUGCAGCACCGGUUGAACAGCUUUUGGUUCGGACUCGGUCCGUGGGUGUCAAUACGUGUGAAGUCGGAGUAGUGACAGAGCCAGAGUGUCUGGGGCCCUGUGAACCUGGGACCAGUGUGAAUUUGGAAGGGAUCGUAUGGCAUGAAACAGAAGAAGGUGUCCUAGUGGUCAAUGUCACGUGGAGGAACAAGACUUACGUAGGGACCCUUCUGGACUGCACCAAGCACGACUGGGCUCCCCCCAGGUUCUGUGAGUCACCGACCAGUGACCUGGAGAUGAGGGGGGGCCGGGGCCGAGGGAAGAGAGCGAGGUCCGCGGCUGCGGCACCCGGCUCCGAGGCCGGCUUCACUGAGUCCCGGGGCUUGCCGAGCAAGAACCGAGGCGGGGCCAAUGGCAAAGGGAGGCGGGGCAGCCUCAACGCAAGCGGCCGGAGGACGCCCCCAAACUGUGCCGCCGAGGACAUCAAGGCCAGCCCUUCGGCUACCGCCAAGAGGAAGAACAAGCCCCCCAUGGAGCUGGACCUCAACUCCAGCUCGGAGGACAGCAAGCCCGGGAAGCGCGUGCGCACCAACUCCAGAAGCACGCCCACCACGCCCCAGGGGAAGCCCGAGGCCACCUUUCUCGACCAAGGCUGCGCCUCCCCAGUGCUCAUCGAUUGUCCCCACCCCAAUUGCAACAAGAAGUACAAGCACAUCAAUGGCCUGCGCUACCACCAGGCCCACGCGCACCUGGACCCAGAGAACAAGCUGGAGUUUGAGCCCGACAGCGAGGACAAGGUCUCGGACUGCGAGGAGGCCCUCAGCAACGUGGCCCUGGAGUGCUGUGAGCCCAGCGGCGGCAUGGCAACCUACAACCAGGCCAAGGCUCCUGCGUCCCCUGGGGCCAGCAACCCCCCUGGCACCCCCAAGGGGAAGAGGGAGCUGCUGAGCAACGGGCCGGCUGCAGCGAUGGGUUCCAAGGCGGGGAAGAAUUCAGGCAAAAAGAAGGGCCUUAACACCGACCUCAGCAACCUGCCAGUGAUCUCCAACAUGACUGCCACGCUGGACGGCUGCUCGGCAGCGGCAGCUGAUGGCAGCUUGGCUGCAGAGAUGCCCAAACUGGAAGCAGAGGGCUUGAUUGACAAGAAGACUCUGGGGGAGAAAGAAAAGGGCAGGAAAGGCACCAACUGCAAAAUGGACAAGAACCUGUCCAAGCUCAAGGGCGCCCGGCCCAUCGCCCCGGCACCUGCUCCCACGCCGCCACAGCUCAUUGCCAUCCCCACCGCGGCCUUCACUGCCACCACCACAGGAACCAUGCCUGGCCUGUCCUCCCUCACCACCACCGUCGUCCAGGCCACACCAAAGAGCCCCCCGUUGAAGCCCAUCCAGCCAAAGCCCACCAUCAUGGGGGAGCCGCUCACAGUGAACCCGGCCCUGGUGUCCCUCAAAGACAAGAAGAAAAAGGAAAAGCGGAAGCUCAAGGACAAAGAAGGCAAGGAGACGGGGAGCCCAAAAACGGACGCCAAGCUGGGCAAGCUGGACGACCCCAAGGGCGCGGCGGGCAAGGAUGUGGCCGGGCACUUCCUGAAGGACCACCUCACCAAGGGGGAGGGCCUGGCCAACGGCCUGGCCGAGUCCCAGGAGAGCCGCAUGGCCAGCAUCAAGGCCGAGGCCGACAAGGUGUACACGUUCACCGACAAUGCCCCGAGCCCCUCCAUCGGCAGCGCUUCCAGGAUAGAGUGCAGCGCCCUGGUGAACGGCCAGGCAGCCCUGCCCACCCUGCACGUGCUCACCCAGAACGGGGCCGAGAGCUCCGUGGGGGCGGCUGCGGCCAAGACCAGCAGCCCCGCCUACUCGGAUAUCUCCGACGCGGCCGACGAUGGCGGCUCCGAUAGCCGGUCCGAGGGCAUGAGGUCCAAGGCCGGCUCCCCGUCGGAGCUCCUCUCGGGGAAGGACAGCGUGGUCAGAGCGCAUCCUGCCGCCGCCACCCAGGCGUCGCAGCUGAAGGAAUCGCACUCGCCCUAUUAUCAUGGCUACGACUCCUACUACUCUCCCAGCUACAUGCACCCGGCACAGGUGGGCACCCCCGCAGCCGGGAACGGUGCCGGCCCACAGGGGCUGAAGGUGAAAAAGGAGUGUGAGGAUGAGGCCGAGAAGAAGGACAAAGCAGAGCAGCUGGAGCCUAAGAAGGGGGAGCACAGCAGCACCCCUCUGCAGCCCCAGCACCAGUCCGUCAUCACACAGAGACACCCGGCGCUGGCCCAGUCCCUCUACUAUGGCCAGUACGCCUACGGGCUCUACAUGGACCAGAAAUCCCUGAUGGCCAGCAACCCUGCCUACAGACAGCAGUACGAGAAGUACUACGAGGACCAGAGGCUGGCCGAGCAGAAAAUGGCCCAGCCCGGGCGAGGAGACUGUGAGAGGAAACAUGAGCUCCCGUUGAAGGAGCUGGGCAAGGAGGACGGUAAACAGAAAAACGUGCCGUCGGCCACGGUCUCAAAAGCUCCCUCUACCCCAGAGCCUAACAAAAGCCAUUCUAAACUAGGGCCGUCAGUGGCUAAUAAAACUGAGGAGACAGGUAAAUCGCAGCUUCUCUCCAAAAACCAGCAGCAGCUUCAGGCCGACAGCUUCAAAGCUAAGCAGAUGGAAAACCACCAGCUUAUUAAGGAGGCUGUAGAAAUGAAAUCUGUCAUGGACUCUAUGAAGCAGACAGGUGUAGACCCAACCUCGAGAUUUAAACAAGACCCAGAUUCAAGGACAUGGCACCAUUACGUAUACCAGCCCAAGUAUCUGGAGCAGCAGAAGCCCGAAGAACUUGAUAGAGAGAAGCGACUGAAGGAGGACAGUCCAAGGAAAACGCCCAAUAAGGAGGGCGCGGCACCCGGCCUUCCCGUGUCCUUGAGCAGCAUUAAAGAGGAGCCCAAGGAGGCCAGGCGCCCCGAUUCCCAGCCGAUGGAGGACAGCAAGCUCAAGAAUGAUGACCGGAAGACUCCUGUGAACUGGAAGGACUCUCGGGGCACCCGGGUGGCGGUGUCCUCCCCCAUGAGUCAGCAUCAGUCCUACAUCCAGUACCUGCACGCGUAUCCUUACCCACAGAUGUACGACCCCAGCCACCCCGCCUACCGGGCCGUCUCUCCCGUCCUCAUGCAUAGUUACCCCGGGGCCUAUCUGUCACCAGGAUUUCAUUAUCCUGUUUACGGGAAGAUGUCGGGGAGGGACGAGGCAGAGAAAGUCAACACCAGUCCCAGCCUUACCACGAAAACACCCACCGAAUCGAAAGCUCUGGAUUUGCUGCAGCAGCACGCCAGCCAGUACCGUAGCAAGUCGCCAGCGCCAGUGGAGAAGGCAGCAGCCGAGCGAGAGCGAGAGGCCGAGAGAGAACGAGAGCGCCACUCGCCCUUCAGCCAGCGCCACCUGCACACGCAUCACCACACCCACGUUGGCAUGGGGUACCCGCUAAUCCCUGGGCAGUACGACCCCUUUCAAGGCUUGACCUCUGCUGCCCUGGUUGCCUCCCAGCAGGUGGCUGCCCAGGCAUCUGCAUCAGGAAUGUUUCCUGCUCAGAGAAGAGAAUAACUGUCGUCGAAGUGUCCGUGGUCAUGUGACUGGAUCACAUGGGGAAAGCGCUUUAUACAGACAUCAGUUCCAUGGUGUUAAUCUGAAAUGCCUUAAUGGCAGGCAAAAACCAGUCAUUUCAUUUUUGUAAAUUACAGAUUUUAUCACAGAGUAACAAAUGUUGCUGUAAUUAAACUUCUGUUUUAUAUAUAUAUAUAUACGUAUACAUAUCUGUAUAUAUACAUAUAUAAAUAUAUAUAUAUACAUAUAUAUAUAUAUUCUUUACUUUUUGUAUGAGUAACCAGGCUCGCACACACAGGGUCUGCUGCCAGUCGCGAAGCGGUCGGUGAAGGAGGUUUGUAAAGGUGUACCUGGCCUGUUGCAGAGUGCUAGCUGCGAGAGGCUGCCCUAGCUUUCUUCUCUUCUCCUUUGCAAUUGUAAAUAGCUAAUGUUCCGUAUCCGUGUGCCUGAACCUUGCAUAUCCUUCAUCUCCCUGCCAUAAGCCCCCAGAAAGGCCAGCUGUGAUGACAACGACACUUUGGUACCAUGUAGGUGUGUACUUGGUGGCUCCUGUUAAAAACGCAUCAGUGUGACAUGUUGCUGUAGUCACUGUGUGUACUUGUGUAUCGUGGGAAAAAUACUUUUGGAAGGCAUGGGGUUGCCAGUACCACAAAAACUGUGUUGUAUAUAGAAUGUAAAGAUUAAAAAGGGGGAGACGAUGAGCAUCUGUGAAUAAUAAGGUGUCAUUUGUGGGCUAUCUCAAACUGCAGAUAACCCAAUAGCCUGUGUACCAGAGACGUCUGUGAUUGUUCUAUUACUUGAAUAGUCCUGCGGUCCUUUUUUUUGUUUUGUUUCGUUUUUAAUGUUUACAAUUAUCCAAUUUUAGAAGAGAGAUGUUAACGCCAUUGCCUGGUUACUUGUUUUAUGCUGUAAUCUAGUUUAUUUUAUGUAAAAUGUAUAUUGAAUGCUUUCCUUUUUUAUACCUGCCUUAAAUAAUUUGGCAAUCAGAAUUAAAAAGUUUUUUUUUUUUUAA